Molecule: messenger RNA, 1365 nt
Organism: Paramecium tetraurelia
Lineage: Eukaryota; Ciliophora; Oligohymenophorea; Peniculida; Parameciidae
Exons: 3
Biological process (GO): centrosome duplication
Molecular function (GO): zinc ion binding
Source: RefSeq, a predicted model, not a curated record
AUGUCUUACUUUUUAUAAUUGAUCGAUUAAUUCGGAGUUUAGCAAAAAUUAUAAAUUCCCAGAAAUUAAACCAACAUAACAAAGCUCUUUAGGUGGAUUAGAUAUUUUCUAUUUCAAUUUGUAGAUUGGCAAUAAAAUAAUAAACUUCCUAAAGUGACUUCUCUACAAUAAUAGAUCAAUGUUGAAUAGAAAUUGAAAUUGCAAGGAGUAUUUGCUGAAAUAAGCUACUUUUAAGAACUUUCACAUUAAAUAGAUCCUUUUGAUCCAUAGAAUAUGAUAUUAUAACCAUUAUUGGUUAGCUCAUCUAGUUAUUAUGAUGUAUAGCUAUUUUAUUUCUUAGUAAACACCUAUCAAUGCAACUUUCUAAUAUAGGAAAACUUAGGAAGGUAAAACAUAAAAUAUGCUCUUGAUAGAAGAUAUUAUAAUUUCAAAUUCGCCAAUAAGUUCAUAGGAUUAUAAAUAUACUAACUAUCAAUUAACCUUUACAUAUUGCAAUCCAGAAUUACUUUAAGAUGGAUAAAAAUGCGCAAAUUAAGAUUUAAUCAAUAAAUACUUUUAAUAAGAUAUAACUACUUUUAGAUUUUGAUUUAUUUAGAACAAUUUGAUCCAAGAAAUAAAUAAAUUACUAAAAUUCCUAAAUUUUUCGUUUUUGAAAUGAUGCAAAAAUCUUAUUUUUAAAAUAUGUUUACCUUAAAAUCAGGAGAUUUGAUUAUGGAUGAUGGAUUUUUAUUCCCUAACUCUAAUUAACAAACUUUUCUUUCUGACUUAUCUAUAUUAACCACUUAAUUUGAUUAAGAGUAUGCUUAAAAAGUCUAUGGGCAAGACAUAAUAGCUGUUCUAUACUUUGACUUAGAUUAAGUAAAGACAGUAAAUAUGGUUGAAUAUCCAAAGAUAUCAGAGAUAUUAGCAGAUACAGGUUCAAUUAUAUCUUGGAUUCUUUCAAUUUCAUUUAUAGUGUCUAAGUAUAAUGAAAAUUUAAGUAACGAUAAAGCUUAAAAAGAUAUUAUAACAAUGUAUUAUCAUGAUUUUAAUGAUUUUCUAUUUUAAAAGAAUUGGAUGGGUUAAAUUAAAAAGGUUAAUUAUAAAGGAAAAGAUUAUGAUCUCAAAAAAUCUAUAGAAAUACUUAAUAAAUUAGAUUCAAUUGCAAUUAAAAAAAUGAAUUAUUUGAAUCUAUAAAAUGAAGUAGCCAAAUUAUAAUUAAUCUUAUAAGAACAUUUAGGAAUACAAUAAAUUAAAAAAUAUUUAUAAUCCUAGUAUAAAUUAGAAUCAUUAUUUGAUAAAUUAGGAAUACCUGAUAUUAAUCGUCAGAGUUCGUUAAACUAAAUAGUAACCUUUAAUUAACAAUUUUUAGUCAUGUUAAAUUGA